Mesoplodon densirostris (Blainville's beaked whale) is the source of this 2036-nucleotide messenger RNA. RefSeq names its product solute carrier organic anion transporter family member 2A1 (gene SLCO2A1). The coding region runs from base 1 to 1935 and encodes 644 amino acids. Lineage: Eukaryota; Metazoa; Chordata; Mammalia; Artiodactyla; Ziphiidae. Gene Ontology annotation, molecular function: protein binding; prostaglandin transmembrane transporter activity. Gene Ontology annotation, biological process: sodium-independent organic anion transport; transmembrane transport; prostaglandin transport. Gene Ontology annotation, cellular component: membrane. The record is from RefSeq and is a predicted model, not a curated record. The transcript is spliced from 14 exons.
AUGGGGCUCCUACCCGAGCCCGGCGCGCGCCAGGGCAGCGGCGCCUCUGCGGGCCGAGCCGGCCGCUGUCCCCGCUCUAUCUUCAGCAACGUUAAGGUGUUCGUGCUGUGCCAUGGCCUGCUGCAGCUUUGCCAGCUCCUGUACAGCGCCUACUUCAAGAGCAGCCUCACCACCAUCGAGAAGCGCUUUGGCCUCUCCAGUUCUUCCUCAGGUCUCAUUUCCAGCUUGAAUGAGAUCAGCAAUGCCAUCCUCAUCAUCUUUGUCAGCUACUUUGGCAGCCGGGUGCACCGUCCGCGGCUGAUCGGCAUGGGGGGUCUCCUCCUGGCUUCGGGUGCCUUUGUCCUCACCCUCCCACACUUCCUCUCAGAACCUUACCAAUACACCGUGACCAGCAUGGGGAACAGCAGCCACCUGCAGACUGAGCUCUGUCAGAAACACUGGCAGGGCCUGCCCCCCAGCAAGUGCCACAGCAGCGCCCAGGACUCCCGGAAGGAGACCAGCAGCGUGUGGGGUCUGAUGGUGGUGGCCCAGCUGCUGGCAGGCAUCGGCACGGUGCCCAUCCAGCCGUUCGGGAUCUCCUACGUGGACGACUUCUCGGAGCCCAACAACUCGCCCCUGUACAUCUCCAUCUUAUUUGCCAUCUCUGUAUUCGGACCGGCUUUCGGGUACCUGCUGGGCUCGGUCAUGCUGCAGAUCUUUGUGGACUACGGCAGAGUGGACACAGCUGCAGUUAACUUGAGCCCCGGAGACCCCCGAUGGAUAGGAGCCUGGUGGCUGGGCCUGCUCAUUUCCUCAGCCUGCCUGGUUGUUACCUCUUUCCCCUUUUUUUUCUUUCCUCGAGCAAUGCCCAGAGGAAUGGAGAGGACUCCCACCACAGCGGACGAGGCCAGGAAGAUGGAAGAGGCCAAGUCAAGAAGCUCCCUGGUGGAUUUCAUUAAACGGUUCCCCCGCAUCUUCCUGAGGCUCCUGAUGAACCCGCUAUUCAUGCUGGUGGUCCUGGCCCAGUGCACCUUCUCCUCCGUCAUUGCCGGCCUCUCCACCUUCCUCAACAAGUUCCUGGAGAAGCAGUACGGCGCCUCCGCGGCCUAUGCCAACUUCCUCAUCGGUGCUGUGAACCUCCCUGCUGCGGCCUUGGGGAUGCUGUUUGGAGGAAUCCUCAUGAAGCGUUUUGUUUUCUCUCUGCAAACCAUUCCCCGCGUGGCUGCCACCGUCAUCACCAUCUCCAUGAUCCUCUGUGCCCCUCUUUUCUUCAUGGGCUGCUCCACCCCAGUCGUGGCAGAGGUCAACCCCCGCAGCACAUCAAGUUCUAUACAUCCACAGCCUCCCGCCUGCCGCAGGGACUGCUCGUGCCCAGAUUCCGUCUUCCACCCGGUCUGUGGAGACGAUGGGGUUGAGUACCUCUCCCCUUGCCAUGCUGGUUGCAGUGAAAUCAACGUCAGCUCUAUAGUCUCCAAGCAACCGACCUACUCGAACUGCAGCUGCGUGAGAGGAGGAUCCGCUUCAGCAAAGACGGGCCCGUGCCCCAUCCCCUGCGCCCACUUCCUGCUCCCAGCCAUCUUCCUCAUCUCCUUUGUGGCGCUCAUAGCCUGCACCUCCCACAACCCUCUCUACAUGAUGGUGCUGCGCGUGGUGAACCAGGAGGAAAAGUCGUUUGCCAUCGGAGUACAGUUCUUGCUGAUGCGUCUGCUGGCCUGGCUGCCGUCUCCAGCCCUCUACGGCCUCACCAUCGACUACUCCUGCAUCCGCUGGGGCGCGCACUGCUCUGGAAGGCGAGGGGCCUGCAUCUACUACGACAACGACGCUCUCCGAGACAGGUACCUGGGCCUGCAGGUGGGCUACAAGGCUCUGGGCACGCUGCUGCUCCUGUACAUCAGCUGGCGGGUGAAGAAAAACCAGGAGUACAACGUGCAGGAGAAGGCCGCCAGCCUCAUCUGACAGGCGACCUCGGCCGCCGCCCUGCUCGCGAGGGCGGACCCUGCCCCGCAGCUGCCCACAUUUACUCACGUUCACACGGCAUCUCCUUCUCCUUUCUUAAA